AUGUCGCAAGCAAGACGUCAAAACUUCUCAAACCUCGAGGCCCUAGAUUCCGCAGCACGGAGUCAGCUAUUCGAUAUCAUUGACAGGUUCCGUGAGCUUAAUAUCAGUGAAGAUAUCUCUCUACCGCAGCUUGUCGUUGUUGGCGACCAAUCGUCGGGUAAAUCAUCUCUUCUCGAAGGUCUCACAGAGAUCAGUUUUCCAGUGGCUAGCGAUCUCUGUACGAGGUUUGCAACCCAAAUCGUCUUGCGUCGCGCGGAUGACGAUGAAGGACACGUUAGAGCCUCGAUUAUACCCGGAGCCGAUGCGAAUUUAGAUCUUGACCUUAGAGACAAAUUGUUGGAGUUUCAGGUUUCAUUGACGGAAGCUGAGUUUGGUCCGGAGAGCUUUGCCAAAAUUCUGGAUGAGGCAACCGUUUAUAUGGGGAUCCCUAAGCCCGGGGACAAGGUCGAAGAUACUCCAGACAAGAGAUUUUCGAAUGAUAUCUUGAAAAUCGAGCUCUCUGGCCCGCACCACCCACAUUUGACAAUUGUAGAUGUUCCUGGAUUAUUUCACAAUUCAACUAUCUACCAAACUGAGGAGGACAAGGAUCUCAUCCGCAAUUUGAUCCAAACUUAUAUCAAGGAUCCUCGCACCAUCAUCAUGGCAGUGAUGGACGGCAGAAACAAUCUCGCAAAUCAAGAGGUGUUUAGGAUGGCACGCGAAGUUGACCCUGAGGGCCGACGCACAGUCGGUAUCAUAACCAAGUGUGAUGCCGUACAACCUGGAGAUGAGAAUGGUGUCAUUCAAAUCGCCUCGAAUAAAGUGGAAAAGCUUCGCCACGGAUGGUUUGCUGUUCGCAAUCGCUCAACAAAGGAGAUUCAGGAUGGAGUUACCAUUCAGCAGCGUCAUAUAAAGGAAAAGGAGUUUUUCAGGAAGGCGCCGUGGAGUCGCCUCGGCCGGGACAAAACCGGCAUUGAGAAUUUAAAGCCCUUCCUUGGACAUCUUCUCUAUGAACACGUUCGCGAUGAGUUUCCAAAACUCGUCGACGAGAUAAAUAGGCUAGUCAUUGAAACGGAGGAUUCCCUGGCGCAGCUCGGGAUCGCAAGAACGACUCCUACCGAGCAAAGAAUCUACUUGACGAAGAUCGCCAACGAAUAUGAGAGAAGUGUAACGGACUGCUUGGAUGCCAAGUUUAGAGAGCAAAUUGACUCAAAGUCCGCACUCAAGAUACGAACUCGUAUCCAAAAUAUGAACAGCGAUUUUGCCAAACGGAUGCAAAUCGAAGGCCACACACGAGAGUUUAAGGAUGAAGACGAAGAACCACAAUCAGAAGAAGUCGACGAAAUUGCACCACUAGAAAUUCCAUUUACUAGCCAUGAGAGAGAAGAACAUCAAGUAUAUGGCUAUAAGAAUAAUGUCGAUGGCGAAAAUUCCUUUAAUAAACUAGAUCCCGAGGAUAUAUACGACUGGAUCAAGGUCACUUAUCGUGAUUCUCGCGGUCCAGAACUCCCGGGUCUCGUCAACUACAAUGUCGUCAUCCAAAUGUUCCGAGAACAGUCAACCAACUGGAAAACUGUAGCUGGAGAACACGUUCGCGGUGUAGUGGACAUAGUUGCGAAGUUCAACGCCGAAGUUUUUAACCGUGUAGUUUCCGAUGACACCGUUCGUAAAAAGCUACAGACCAGUUUAUCAAAAGCUACGGGUGCUGCUAUUACUCAGGCCUACCGAGAGCUUGACCAAUUGAUAGAAGAUGAGCGCAGUGGAAUUCUGCAAACAGUCAAUGUUUCAUUUGGACAAAAUCAAAAGGCAAUGAGACAGAAGAGAGCAUUAUACGAAUUGAAGAAACAAAAGGGCGCGAACGGUAUGGUAAAUCUGGACAUUGUUGCUCAGAUGUUCAACUUGUCCAACGAAGAUACUACCGUCCGCGAUGUCCAUGAUAUCCUCAAGUCGUACUACGACAUCAGUCUCAGGCGUUUCACCGAUAAUGUUGUCCUCCAGGUCGUUGAACGUCAUCUCUUGGGGAAAAAUGGACCUGUUCGCCUCUUGAAAUCUGAAUAUGUCUCAGGUUUGGAAGAUCUAGAGCUGCGUAAUAUUGCUUGUGAGGAUUAUCAGGCCGCGGCUAAGAGAAGGGAGUUGCAGGCUAGACUCGAGAGAGCUAAAAGCGCACAAGAAGCCGCUAGUAUCAUUCCUUUUUGA
Orbilia oligospora ATCC 24927 is the source of this 2175-nucleotide messenger RNA. RefSeq lists its product as uncharacterized. Gene Ontology annotation, cellular component: membrane; cytoplasm; microtubule. The coding region runs from base 1 to 2175 and encodes 724 amino acids. NCBI's taxonomy places the organism in Eukaryota, Fungi, Ascomycota, Orbiliomycetes, Orbiliales, Orbiliaceae. The transcript has 4 exons. Gene Ontology annotation, molecular function: GTP binding; GTPase activity; microtubule binding. The record is from RefSeq and is a predicted model, not a curated record.